Maniola jurtina (meadow brown) is the source of this 1760-nucleotide messenger RNA. It is a transcript of the gene PIG-T, whose product is annotated as GPI transamidase component PIG-T. The record is from RefSeq and is a predicted model, not a curated record. Gene Ontology annotation, cellular component: GPI-anchor transamidase complex. Lineage: Eukaryota; Metazoa; Arthropoda; Insecta; Lepidoptera; Nymphalidae. The coding region runs from base 55 to 1728 and encodes 557 amino acids. Gene Ontology annotation, biological process: attachment of GPI anchor to protein. The transcript has 4 exons.
CUGAAAACUGCGAAUUUUACGAUUUGAUAAUAAUUGUUGAAUUUAUGUUUUAAAAUGUUAAAUUCGAAGGUAUUACUGUGCUGUAUAGCUUUUUUGAGUCCUAUUCUUCACAUAAAAGGUGAUGAUUUUAAGGAAGAAAUGUUUAUCAAACCGAUGCCACCAUCUCACCUUUAUGUUUAUUUACAAUUCUUGACAUUGGCAAAUGGAGAAAAAUCGUUUGAACAUUCUCAUCUUGCACCACGUUCCUUGGGAGAAAUUGUGUCCAGAUAUCAAGUAGAAGAGUUACACUUGACAUUGACUGAAGGGCAAUGGAGACAUAGUGAAUGGGGUUAUCCUGUGUUGGAUGCUGCACCUGGUGCUGAACUGUAUGUGUGGUUUUCGCCCGAUGUUGUUGACGUUGAUACUCAAUGGAAGAAGCUUAGUUCAACUUUAUCUGGUCUAUUUUGUGCAUCGUUAAAUUUUAUUGAAAAUUUUAAUACUAUAACACCAAAAAUGGCUCUGUGGCCAAUGGGAGCAAAUAGUAAAUCAAGACAUAAUAUUACCUCUCAGCUAAGAUAUGCUUCAUUGCCACGAGAAAUAGUGUGCACUGAAAAUUUGACUCCUUGGAAAAAGCUACUGCCAUGUGAAUCCAGUCAUGGUUUUUCUUCCCUUCUAAACUCUAGAAUGAUUCACAAUACAAACUACCACUCAAUCGGCAUUCACAUAAGAAGAAUGUGCGUGGACAGUAAUUGCCUAGAGACUAAUUUAGAAAUUAAACAAACUGUGGCACUCGUCUACGAUUUUAAAAUUAUAAACACCAUGGACUGGUCACUUCGAAAGUUGUUUGGUCAAGGUUUGCCAGGAGCAUGUCCACUUUCAUCUUCCAGCAAGAUAUAUGUUGAUAUUACUUCAAAUAGUUCAUACCCAUUCAAGCUUCAGCCUGAGCCAAACAGUGUUGUGUUAUCACGUAGAGGUGGCAGUGAAGUUGAACUGGCAGUAUAUGAUGUCAACCAUUAUAAUAUGAUGAACAUUGGUGCAAAAUAUGAAAUAAAGGAUAAAAUAUUUGUGAAUAUUCCCCCACCACUAACUUUCAAUAGGUAUGUUUUGGGAUAUGGUAAAGAAUUUGGUGGAAUAGUUACAGAAUUAUCCAAUAACUACUGGGCACCUAUAGACAUUGUGCUGCUAGAAAAUGCUCCAUGGUGGUUACCAAUUCAGCUUAGUACAUUAAGGAUUAAUGGUGAGGCAGAGAGUAAAUUAAUAAUGUCACAAUAUUAUUCACCUGGAAGAAGCAGGCAAAAACCUUAUCAUUUAGAACUAUUACUUAAAUUGCCACCAAAAACUACAACUACAAUUACUAUAGAUUUCGAAUUUGUUUUCCUCAAAUGGCAAGAAUACCCACCUGAUGCAAAUCAUGGAUUCUAUAUAGGAUCUGCAUUAGUUUCUGCAAACCUACCGACUGCUAGAAAUUAUACCAGUCUUCCAAUUACUGGCAGCACCUUAGACUCUAUCAUAAAUGCAUCAAAGCCAUGGUAUCCCAUGGUGUUCCGGACAAAUGGGGCUAUGGUGUCCUUACCAACACCAGACUUUAGUAUGCCAUACAAUGUUAUCUGUCUGGCUUGUACUGUGGUAGCUUUAGCAUUUGGACCUCUGAACAAUAUUUGUACCAAAGAAGUAGUUUUAAAAGUUAUUGGUGCCCCUGUAUCCUUUAGACAGAAAAUUUUCAAUAUUUUUAAGAAAAAGAAAGACUAAUGUAACUGAUAUUAAAUUAUUAAAUAUUUUAA